GUCCCUUACAUGCCUGAGUACAAUUUGACUGUCAUUCUGGAAGAGCGAAGCUAACGUAGGCUACUCUAUGUGAAGUUCAGUUUGACGACACUGAGUAGCUAACCGGUGCCCGCAGAAGUGUCCUUCGGCUCCACGGUGGCUAACGUAACGGUAUUUUUCGAUGAGAUACAGGGGUGGUUUGAUCUUAUCACGGAGCUAUGGCACAAGCUCUUACCUUGGUCGGCUCCCUGGCAAGGUUAAAGGGGAAAUAUUUGCCAGUAGAGGAUACUGCACUCCCCACCAAAGCCCAAAAGAUGAAAUCACUAAAACGGGGGCUGCUCAACAUCGCGCAGUGGCAGCCCUGCAGAACUUCACAGAGCUGGGACGGCAAUGGGGGCAGAACUUAGCGCGGACCGCCUCGGCCACGGGUAACUACUGGUGGGUAAAGUACGAAGAGUUUGUGGGCCUAAACGAAGUGAAGGACGCCCAAAUGAAUGUAACAGAGGCGGAGAAGGCCUUCAUGGUGGCGAGAGGGAUGGUGCGCGAGGCCCAUGUGGGUGUGGAGGCCCUGCAGGGGAGGCUGAAGGAGGUGCGAGACCGGCUGGACAGGGUGUCCCGCGAGGAGGCUCACUACCUGGAGCUGGCUACCCUGGAGCACAAGCUGCUGCAGGAGGAGCGGCGCCUGCGGACAGCCUAUGAGAACGCGGAGGGGGCGGAGCGGGAGAGGUUCUCCCUGUUCUCGGCCGCGGUGCGGGAGAGCCACGAGAAGGAGAGAACCCGGGCGGAGCGCACUAAGAACUGGUCCGUCAUCGGCUCCGUGCUGGGCGCCCUGAUCGGCGUCAUGGGCUCCACCUACGUGAACAGGGUCCGGCUCCUGGAGCUGAGGGGCCUGCUGCUGGAGGCCCAGAAGGGGCCUGUGAGCCUGCAGGAGGCCAUACGGGUGCAAGCAGGCAUGCACAAGGCCCAGCAGGAGGAGCUCAGGGGCCUUAUCGACUCCCUGAGCGGGGUUCUGCGGGAUAAGAGGACGGAGGAGGAGGACAGGACAGCUCCAGGCCCCGCCCUCGCCCCAAGCCCCACCCUCACCCCACAGAGCCCCUCCCCCAGUGCCUUUGAGUCCGCCCUAAAGGUGCUGCUGCUCUCCACCCAGAAGGCUCAAACUCUGAUGGAGGGGCUCCAGCCACAGCUGAGACACCUGGAGGAGAGCGUGGGCAAAAUGGAGUCCGAGCUCCAGGCCGUCAGGGCGUCGAUAGAGACCCACUAUGGUGCUGAUAAGGUAGUUGUCAGUGCCCCGGACACACCGGUGUUGGUGUGCGAGACCGAGGACGUCAUGCACGGGCUGGCCCAGACUGAGAAGAGGCUUGGGAACCAGAUUAAUAAAACCACCUUAUACAACACAGUUCUGACAUACACUGCUUUUGCUGUUACGCUACCUCUAUUGUACAUAAUUUUCAGAGGCAGUUGAUCAGUGUUGCUCCAGUAAUCAAUGUGCUAGCGCUAUUAAAAUAAAUGAGCGAAAGUCAAAUUAGAGCUGCUAUUGCUUUUCUUCUUUGGUGUACAAGGGAAGCUGAACCAUGCACUGACUAAUAAAAUGUUUCCAAAAUAAAAUAUAAAUAAUGA
This is a messenger RNA of Anguilla anguilla (European eel), 1596 nucleotides long. It is a transcript of the gene ccdc51, whose product is annotated as coiled-coil domain containing 51. The transcript has 4 exons. Bases 161 to 1441 code for a protein of 426 amino acids. The record is from RefSeq and is a predicted model, not a curated record. Lineage: Eukaryota; Metazoa; Chordata; Actinopteri; Anguilliformes; Anguillidae.